Ceratosolen solmsi marchali is the source of this 1416-nucleotide messenger RNA. RefSeq names its product 15-hydroxyprostaglandin dehydrogenase [NAD(+)]-like. The coding region runs from base 189 to 989 and encodes 266 amino acids. Gene Ontology annotation, molecular function: oxidoreductase activity, acting on the CH-OH group of donors, NAD or NADP as acceptor. Lineage: Eukaryota; Metazoa; Arthropoda; Insecta; Hymenoptera; Agaonidae. The record is from RefSeq and is a predicted model, not a curated record. The transcript has 7 exons. Gene Ontology annotation, cellular component: cytoplasm.
AUAGAACGAAUGUUCGAUAAAUUUUGGAGAUAAUUAAGAUAAUAGCGGUCGAAUAGACGUCUUUCCAUCUUCGAGACAUAGUCCGAUAAUAAACGCUAAACUGGAAACAUCGGCUUUUCGGAGUUGCUUUUUCGCUUCGAGUACGGGCCGCCGGUAUCGACGACGCUCCACGCUUUUCCACGAAAACAAUGAAUAUUAAAGACAAAGUUGCCAUUAUAACCGGCGGGUGCGGCGGAAUUGGUUUCGCCACUGUGCAAGUCUUAUUGACUCAUGGGGCCAAGUAUGCUGCGAUAUUCGAUCAAGAUUCUAUGCACACGCGCGCUGCCUUUUGCACGCAAAAAAUCGAGCAACAAUUUGGAAAAGGUCGAGCGGAUUUUUACACGUGCGACGUAACGAUACAAAGUGAAUUUGCAGCUCGAUACGAUGAAAUUGUUGGAAUGCAAGGUAGCGUCGACAUACUCGUUAACUGUGUAAAUCUUGUCAAUGAACUCCGAACGCAACACAUGGUCGACACCAAUUUAACAGCGGUAAUUAAUUCCACGCUCAUUGGAAUCGACAGGAUGGGAUAUCAUCACAAUGGCAAGGGAGGAGCAAUCGUUAACGUAGCCUCCGUAUUCGGUCUAAAAACAUCGGCUGCGCUCCCAAUUUUCACGGCCACCAAGCACGGCGUAUGUGGCUUCACCAAAUCGUUGAAGGACCAUUACGAAGAUCUCGGGGUUCGAGUGAUGGCUCUGUGUCCAGGUCUCACGGAAUCCAGCUUUUUACAUCACAAUUUGAGAGAAGAAACCCUCAAGUUCAUUUCCGACAAGUAUCUGAUAGAAAUUUUCGAAUGCUCAAAAUACAUCCAACAGCCGGAGAAUGUCGGCACGGCAGUCAUCAAGAUGAUACAGAAUGCAGAGGCUGGGGACAUAUGGAUUUCGGAAGAUGACGAGCCGGCGUACGCCAUUGCCGAUCCACAGCCUUACAAGGAAAGGAGAGUUUUAGUGUAAUGAAUGUGAGAAGGCACGUUAUGUAUAAAACUUUCAUAAUAUUUAUUAAAUUGAGAAAGAAAGCUUAAGUUAUAAUUUCAAUUGGUACACUUAUUCAACGAACGGUAAACACGAAACCCAAGUAGGUUCGUAUGCGUACAAUAUCAAUGCUGUGUAACAGUUGAAACGCUAAUAUUGUUAACGGCUACAGUCAUGGCUUUAGCACCUCAAUGGUACGAUCGACAUUAAUGUUAUUAAAAAGCGAGUGAAAAGUUAUGACUUUUAAGGCGUUGCGUAUGCCGUUGCGACCGUCCAAUGGAUUUUUAUAUUUCGUAAUUGUAUGAUGGAUUUUUAAAAAUCGUUGUUUGUAGCAAUUGUCUUGUAACAUUAUUGGCAAAAAAAUCUUUAAUACAGAUACAUAUGAUAUUAUUGUUGUUAUUUCUUCUUU